AUGACAUCGCAAAUCCAGGAUUCGCCUCAUCCUGCACUUCCUCCGUAUCCUGACAGCAUCGCUCAGUCUAAGCAGACAAAUGCUGCUACCACUGCCUCUUCCGGAUUGCUAAAUACCACUCUCUCGACUACUGCCAGAAUGGCAGUCUCAAGUGGCCCUACUCAGCUGGACAUGGAUAAGGAGGGGCGCAGUCGCAGGGCUACAAGUGUACUGUCGAUGGACGAUAUCGAGGCGGCCCAGGCGUUGGAAGGCCUUCGAACAGAUUUUGUUCAUUCCCCCGCAUCGUCUCGCAGCGUUGACCCGUCAUCCCCGCCAACAACGUCCUCACCUGGACAGCAACCGAAACCGCAACCGCAAGCGCCAGAGCCAUUACUCUCUCUCCUCACCUCAUCUCAUCCUCUUCUUUCUUCUGCCAUAAACAGCUCCGUUUCUGUCUAUACAUCCUCCAAGUCUUACUCACCAAGGUUCAAGUAUGGAGCCGAAUUUUUGGAACGGAACAUCGGUUCUCCUGUGGUGAAGAAAGUUGGCUCCGUCGGCAAGAAGACCGGUGUCGAGGAGGGUAUCCGUUGGGCACUUCAAAGACGGCGGGCUGGCGAUGACACAGCCGUCGAUUCAGAGACUCCUGACAAACGGCGGAAGAUUAGAAAUACCAACACAGACAUGCUGGAUGUUGAGCGGGCAAUGGCUGAACUUACACCAUCCCACACGAGGAGAUCGUCCACUGCAGAGUCGCUCCCACCAUAUGACAAUCUUUCGUCUCCUAAGUAUGAAGAGCUGGCGGAGUUGGAUAAGAAAACUUUACAAAACAACAACCAAUCUACCUGGCAGAGUCGGCUUAUGAUCUCUACCUCCGGUCUUGGCGUUGCUAUGAGCGAGGAGUCCCUCCGCAGCCUGGCUUAUUGUCUAAGCUGGCUUCGAUGGGCGAACGGUCGGCUGGGGAACUCGAUUGUAUCCUUGAAAAAGGUUCUGGAAGAGUCUGAUGCUUCCAAGAGAGCUCAGCCAUCAGAUGACCCAGCGAUUUCCGAGGCAACAUCACGCAAUUCCACUCGCGUUUUCGAGCAGAUUCAACAGGUUAAAGGAGAUAUAUUGCGUACGCUUAGGCAAGUCGUAGACGUGGUCUCUAAAUAUGCGGGCGGCGCACUUCCGGAAAAUGCACGACUUCUUGUCCGCAGACAUCUCACUUCCCUCCCUCAACGCUUUCGGCUUGCAUCUACCAUCACUACAUCCGGAGGUAGUUCUGGCACGGAAGCCGAUAUGAAAACUAGCGCACAACGGGUUCUAGUUCUUGCAGAGGAAGGAUUGGACAUGAUGGCCCAGGUUAGUGGUGUGGUCAAUGAUACCCUCGUCAGCGCGGAAAGCUGGUGCGAAAAGCUACGCCGACCCAAGCCCCCACGAAAUGAACCGGCAUCUGCAUCAGAUCAAGAACCAAUGGUGUUUGACAGCAAACCACCCGUUCCUGUGCCUGCAAUACCGAAGGACAUUGAAAUGACUGGGAUGACGGAGAAGUUAUAA
Molecule: messenger RNA, 1512 nt
Organism: Histoplasma capsulatum G186AR
Lineage: Eukaryota; Fungi; Ascomycota; Eurotiomycetes; Onygenales; Ajellomycetaceae
Product: clock-controlled protein 8
Exons: 2
Coding region: 1-1512 (503 amino acids)
Biological process (GO): endoplasmic reticulum unfolded protein response; phospholipid biosynthetic process; regulation of transcription by RNA polymerase II
Cellular component (GO): nucleus; endoplasmic reticulum
Molecular function (GO): transcription corepressor activity
Source: RefSeq, a predicted model, not a curated record